Trichobilharzia szidati is the source of this 541-nucleotide messenger RNA. Lineage: Eukaryota; Metazoa; Platyhelminthes; Trematoda; Strigeidida; Schistosomatidae. The record is from the annotation of a GenBank genome assembly.
AUGACGGAGAGUAUCCUGGACAAUCAUGUCAACACAACACCUACUGGCACUCGUAAAUCCCCAUCUGGGGAAGCUGAUCAAAGUCAGCAUGAUGAAACAUCUAACACCGAAUCAACAACACUAACGAAUAGUGUGUUUCCCGUAGGCUCACUCAGUCCACCUUCAGAAAUAUACGAUGCAUCCUUAGCGAUUAAAAAUGCCGUAAACCACAAUGAUUUGGCAGAUUACGAUGCUACAUGUCGAGAUUCUUCUAUGCAAGACCAACCACAUUUGCCAAAAAAGCUGAAUCCGCACCAGCUUUUAUACAAAAGACGAAGCAGGCGCAUCGCCGCUCAGUCUGCCCCACAUGAAAUUAUUAACAAGUUAUCGGGAAGUGGUUUUAAGGCGAAACCCAAACACCGACCUUCCUGUCGUCACUUUCGCCCUACUGUUCGAACCAAGCCAAAGUGCGACGAUACAGCUGACGACGUAAGUUCUCCAUCUGGCUUUCUGGAGACAGAAGGAUCUGAAAAUCCUCUUCCUUCGACGUCUGUAACCAACG